UGAGGACAAGCACGCUCAUCACCCGCGAGGGACAAUUCCUGGGAUCUAAUGCAUUUGUCGUUUCAAGCAGUAACAAACUUAUUGCUGCUAUAAGUGUCUGCUCAGGCCUGGAGUGAUCAUAACUUGUCCACGUUCGACAUCUGCGAUGGCCUCCUUCUCUUCUCUCCCGGCCGAGCUUCGCAUUGCGAUCUGGCAAUUCAGUAUACCCGAGCCACGGAACAUCGUCUUAUCAUGGAAUGGCAAAGAAUUCAGGUCGAACGGCACACCGCCAAACAUCGCUCACGUUUGCCAUGAGGCACGAGAAGAAAUUUCAAAAGUGUACGAUUUGACUUUUGCUUCACCCAGCGGUUCACCUGCCAAGACCUGGUUCGACUUUGCUCGUGAUGCCCUAUUCAUCACAGACGAUGCGCUGGAGCGCAUGUCAGCAAAGACACUGUCACGUGUCCAGAAGCUUAAACGCUUUCGCUACACUGCUGCGAUGGCCAUCAAAUGUUCGUCCUGAUGCGUUGUCCAAAUCGUGGCCAAGCGAAAAUUUCUGACUGGCGGCUGCUUACCAUGGAUUGCCAUUUUCUAGGUCAUUUGGGGAUUGAGAGUUUACCCGUACCAUCUUCUCAAGAGCGGAUAGGUGAACAAUUUG
This is a messenger RNA of Cercospora beticola, 637 nucleotides long. Its product is annotated as 2EXR domain-containing protein. The record is from RefSeq and is a predicted model, not a curated record. Lineage: Eukaryota; Fungi; Ascomycota; Dothideomycetes; Mycosphaerellales; Mycosphaerellaceae.